AUGGCCACCCCCCAAACCUGGACCCGGCACAACAUCCGCAUCAGCACCGACAAAUCCCACCUCUCCCUCCCAUCCAUCAACGCCGCCUUCGACUCCAAAGCCAUAUACUGGGCCAGAUCCAUCCCAAUCGACACCCUACAAAAAAUCGUCAACAACUCGCUCUGCUUCGGCGUAUACGACGACCUCCAAGAAUCCGACUCCACGCGCCAGAUCGGAUUCGGACGUCUGGUAACCGAUUAUGUCACCUUCGCUUACCUGACAGACGUCUACAUCUUGCCCGAGUAUAACGGCCGCGGAAUCGGCGGGUGGCUCAUUGAUUGCGUGCAGGAGACUCUGGAAGCGAUGCCGUAUCUGCGGUGGGCGAUGCUGCGCACGUCUGGGGACUGUGCGAAGAACAUGUAUAGUAAGAGGUUGGGCAUGGAGGUUUUGUUGUCUGGGGAGGAGGUUGAGGGGGCUAUUAUGAUGGGGAAACGGGGGAAGGAGAAUAUGAUAUAA
Penicillium verhagenii is the source of this 495-nucleotide messenger RNA. RefSeq names its product GNAT family N-acetyltransferase. The transcript has a single exon. Lineage: Eukaryota; Fungi; Ascomycota; Eurotiomycetes; Eurotiales; Aspergillaceae. The coding region runs from base 1 to 495 and encodes 164 amino acids. Gene Ontology annotation, molecular function: acyltransferase activity, transferring groups other than amino-acyl groups. The record is from RefSeq and is a predicted model, not a curated record.